AUGACUCGAUCGAUGGAAGAGCAGUUCGACCAGCAGCCCGACCGGGUCUCAACUACCACCGAGAAGCCCUCCGUGGUCGAGGAAGAUGGGACUCAUUUACCAACGGGGACUCGGCUGCUAGCUAUUAUUGUUUCUAUUCUGUUUGCUAUGUUUUUGGUUGCAUUGGACCGCACCAUCAUCGCCACAGCAGUUCCCCGAAUUGCAACCCAGUUCAAUGCCCUUGACGACCUAAGUUGGUACGCAAGCGCGUAUCUCCUGACGAGUUGCGCUACCCAGCUAUCCUGGGGCAAGGUGUACACCUUCUACUCGACCAAGACCAUAUUUCUUGUCGCGAUCCUUAUUUUUGAAGUUGGAUCGGCGGUCUGCGGCGGCGCCCCAAAUUCCAAAGCCUUCAUCGUCGGACGCGCGAUAGCAGGUAUUGGAUCGGCGGGCAUAUUUUCGGGUGCGACGGUUAUAAUCGCACAGAUAGUGCCGCUGGCCAAACGGCCCAUGUACGUCGGGCUGAUGGGUUCAAUUUUUGGGCUUUCGUCAAUCAUCGGACCUCUGAUGGGUGGUGCGUUCACAGACAACGUAACAUGGCGCUGGUGCUUCUACAUCAACCUUCCUAUCGGUGGUUUCACCAUGGUCAUCUUGUUCCUUUUCCUGGCUGUCCCCCACAAACCCCAACCGUGCACCUGGAAGAAACACAUCCUGCGCCUCGAUCCCCUGGGUAGCGUGCUCUUCCUCCCCUCUGUCAUUUGCCUCCUGCUCGCCCUACAGUGGGGAGGCACAACCUAUCCCUGGAGCAACGGACGCAUCAUCGCGCUGUUUAUCGUCUCAGGAAUCCUGAUAAUCGGCUUUGUUGGCGUGCAGAUCUGGUUGAAGAAGGACGCAACAGUGCCGCCUCAUAUAUUCAACCAGCGCAGCAUCAUCAGCGGUGUAGUCUUUUCCCUGUGUGUGGGUGGAGGGCUAAUAUCCAUGCUAUACACACUCCCACUCUGGUUCCAGGGUGUGCGCGGCACAUCAGCUGUGAAAUCUGGCAUCGACACGAUCCCCAUGGUGCUGGCGCUUGUUGUCGGAGCCAUCCUCUCCGGCUCAAUCAUCACUGCGACAGGAUACUACGUUCCGUGGAUGUUCAUUGCGGCUAUAUUCAUGGCUACGGGUGCUGGGUUGAUGACGACCUUCAAGAUGGACACCAACCACGCCGCCUGGAUCGGGUACCAGGUACUGUUUGGUCUCGGUAUUGGUACGGGAAUGCAGCAGCCCUCCAUGGCGGCGCAGACCAUUCUCCCUAUGGGUGAGGUAGCCAUUGGUAUCUCACUCAUGUUUUUCGCACAGUCUCUCGGUGGAGCUAUCUUUAUCGCUGUCGCUCAGUCGCUCUUCCAGAAUUAUCUCAGCGCAAACCUACCCCACAUCCAGGGCAUUGAUGUGGCCAAGAUUAUGGCGGCUGGGGCAACGGGCCUCUCUGAUGCUGUCCCGGUGACCAAGUUGACCGAAGUUCUGGCCUUAUACAAUGAUGGCCUCCGGCGGUCAUUUAUUGUUGCCGUGGCGGUGUCCUGUCUGAUGAUUCUCCCCGCGCUUACGAUGGAAUGGAGGUCAAUCAAGAAAGAGAAGUCGCCUUCCACGGCUGUUUGA
Messenger RNA from Penicillium hordei, 1614 nucleotides. Its product is annotated as MDR family MFS transporter. The coding region runs from base 1 to 1614 and encodes 537 amino acids. The transcript has 2 exons. Lineage: Eukaryota; Fungi; Ascomycota; Eurotiomycetes; Eurotiales; Aspergillaceae. Gene Ontology annotation, biological process: transmembrane transport. The record is from RefSeq and is a predicted model, not a curated record. Gene Ontology annotation, molecular function: transmembrane transporter activity.